Mercurialis annua (annual mercury) is the source of this 1818-nucleotide messenger RNA. RefSeq names its product dihydrofolate synthetase. The transcript has 10 exons. Bases 83 to 1720 code for a protein of 545 amino acids. The record is from RefSeq and is a predicted model, not a curated record. Gene Ontology annotation, cellular component: cytoplasm; cytosol; mitochondrion. Gene Ontology annotation, biological process: tetrahydrofolylpolyglutamate biosynthetic process. Gene Ontology annotation, molecular function: ATP binding; tetrahydrofolylpolyglutamate synthase activity. NCBI's taxonomy places the organism in Eukaryota, Viridiplantae, Streptophyta, Magnoliopsida, Malpighiales, Euphorbiaceae.
UCGUGUACACGUUGUCGUUGGGUAUACACUUGCCGUAUGUCAUGGUCACUGUGUUAGUGUUAGCAGAUAGUGAAGAAGACAGAUGAGGUUUUCUCCAAGCCGGUGGAUGGCUUUUUCCGGACAGAAUCCAUGGAGGUUAGGUUAUUCAAACCAAUUCUUCUCUACAUCUAAAGAAGAACCAGGACUCGAUGACUUCACGAGUUACUUAGAUUCCCUCAAGAAUUUCGAAAAAUCAGGCGUACCUAAAGGCGCCGGCACCGAUUCCGACGACGGUUUUGAUCUCAGUCGUAUGCGGCGGCUUAUGGAGCUUCUCGGAAAUCCUCAAUCUAAGUUUCAGGCUGUACAUAUCGCGGGAACGAAAGGAAAAGGAUCAACCGCGGCGUUUUUGUCUAAUAUUUUACGAACUGAAGGAUAUUCUGUUGGUUGUUAUACUAGUCCACAUUUGGUGACUAUACGGGAAAGGAUGUCGAUAGGAAAACUAGGUGAGCUGGUAUCGGCAGACGUUUUAAAUUCUCAUUUUCGUCGGAUUAAGCAGAAGCUUGACGAGGCAAUCCAGUUAGAAAAUGGAUAUUUGAGCCAUUUCGAGGUUCUUACUGCUAUAGCGUUUUCUCUAUUUGCUCAAGAGAAUGUUGACAUUGCAAUUAUUGAGGCUGGACUUGGGGGUGCUCGAGAUGCUACAAACAUACUGUGUAGUUCUGGACUUGUUGCUUCAGUCAUAACUACAAUUGGUGAGGAACAUUUGAUGGCGCUGGGGGGUUCUCUAGAAAGUAUUGCAAUGGCAAAGGCUGGGAUCAUUAAACACGGUCGUCCACUGGUUCUAGGUGGGCCUUUUCUUCCUCAUAUCGAAUGCAUUCUUCGUCAUAAAGCAUCAUCGAUGUAUGCUCCUGUAGUAUCAGCAUCUGAUUCUGGAAUCAGAACGACCAUUAAAAGCCUUGGCAUAUUUGAUGGCAGACAUUGCCAGUUAUGCGACAUGGCAAUAAGAGUUGAGAAGGAUUUUCAGUUGUUUAUUGAGCUUUAUGACAUGAAAAUGCGCAUGCUUGGAAGUCACCAACUACAAAAUGCAGCUACUGCCACAUGUGCAGCACUAUGUCUCCGAAAUCAAGGAUUCAGAAUUUCUGAUGGAUCUAUCAGGCUUGGUUUAGAAAAUACAUACUUGCUUGGGAGAAGUCAAUGCAUAUCAUGCGCAGAAGCUGAACAGCUAGGAUUACCUGGAGCCACCAUACUGCUUGACGGAGCUCACACUAAAGAAUCUGCAAAAGCUUUGGUGGAGACACUACGAAUGACAUUUCCAAAAGCACGAUUAGCCAUUGUAGUUGCAAUGGCUAGCGACAAAGACCAUUUGGCUUUCGCAAGAGAAUUUCUUCUAGAUAAACAAGUAGAGGCAGUCUUCCUAACAGAAGCUGACAUUGCUGGAGGCAAGUAUCGAACAACUCCAGCUCCAUUGUUAAGAGAUUACUGGAUACAAGCGGCUGAAGAAUUAGGCAUCAGUACACUUCAUGAUGGAAUGGCAGAAUACCAAGAACUAUUUAAUAAUAUAUCUGGUUCUACCGAAAGAGAACGGGAAGGCAUAAUCACAUUGGUCGCUGACAAAUCUUUCGAGGUUUCAAUGAGAGCUGCAUAUGAGUUUCCGAGGCGAAAAAGAGGGAACCAGUCAAAUGUAGUUGUGGUAACAGGAUCUCUGCAUAUUGUAUCAUCAGUAUUAGCUCGCCUCCAUGAUUAGGGUAAAAUCUAAAAUGUACGAGAACAUUAUUUUUUAGCCAAAUGUUCAAUUUGAAGUGACUUGUUGUCUAUUUAAUAAAAAUUGAAAGUUUUCAAGCA